AUGCGCCGUUCAAGGCGCCUGCUGGUGAUCUCCUUGGCUGUGGCGCUGGUGGUCCAUCUCAGGCUUGGGUCCCUCUUCGUGACCCUCGGCCGUGCAGAAGGUCCACGUCGGUUGCUGCUGGGAGCAGUGGGCAGUCUGCUAGGUUUUUCCCGCCAGUCUGCGCAGGCGCAGAGCAGCUUCAGCACAGAGAAGUGGGAUGGUUCGUUUCUGGACACCAGCAGAGACUGCAAGGAGAAUGCCGAGUUAGGGACCCCAGAGGGUACUUGCCUGCGGAACAUUGAUGCGCUGGGCGGCUAUGCCACGAUCUUGGGGAAGGACUCCCCAAAGGGCGACGUGUGGGAGUGCCUUGCGGAGUAUGACGACAAAAACAUAGAAGUUCCCUUCAAGGAGAAGGGAGGCAAAAAAGCCAAGGGAAAAUGGUUCAGCAACAAGAAGCUGGAAGUGAAAGGAAUCGAGUGGGAGGAUGGUACCGUCUGGGAAAAGAUGGAGUACAAGAUCAUCAACUCCCCGAACGAGCAGAUGGAUCCGCUUGGCUUGAUCAAAAGAAAGGGUGAGAAGCCAGAGGGAAAGCCAAAGUGA
Symbiodinium sp. CCMP2456 is the source of this 579-nucleotide messenger RNA. Lineage: Eukaryota; Dinophyceae; Suessiales; Symbiodiniaceae. The record is from the annotation of a GenBank genome assembly.